This is a messenger RNA of Ictalurus punctatus (channel catfish), 1045 nucleotides long. Its product is annotated as proteinase-activated receptor 3-like. Lineage: Eukaryota; Metazoa; Chordata; Actinopteri; Siluriformes; Ictaluridae. Bases 116 to 1045 code for a protein of 309 amino acids. The record is from RefSeq and is a predicted model, not a curated record. Gene Ontology annotation, molecular function: G protein-coupled receptor activity. Gene Ontology annotation, cellular component: membrane. The transcript has a single exon. Gene Ontology annotation, biological process: positive regulation of Rho protein signal transduction; phospholipase C-activating G protein-coupled receptor signaling pathway.
CAUAAAUAGUGCACAACCCAAUGCAACAAUAUUAUAUGAGCUUUUAUAAUACAUAUGUAAAUCUUUCAUUUCAGUUUUGGAGUUUCUUGUUUGGAUCAGCACCAGCUUUUGAGCGAUGGAGAUGUGUAAUGACACCAGUAACACCCUGGUCCUUAACGGAAAUGUCUCGGUGCCUGAAAAGACAGUGUAUGAGAUGUGCAGCCACAUGCCCGUGAUCAUCCUCUUCUACCUGGGAAUGCAGAUUAUUAACAUGUUCAUGGGCAUCCCGGCCAACCUCAUAGUCCUGUGGCUGAUCCACCGCAACAGGAGCGACUCGUCCACGUCGGACAUCUUCAUCUGGCACCUGGCUGUGCUGGAUACCUUCUUCUGCCUCAUCCUGCCACUGGAGCUGGCCAACCUGCUGUACCUGACCACCAGCAGCACCUGCUACAUACUGCGCUUCUUCUACGGCAUCAAGGACAUGUCGCCGCUCUUCCUGGCAUGCAUCUGCAUGGACCGCUACAUGGCCGUGUGCCAUCCCAUCGUCUUCUACACUCUGAAGGACCAGCGCCAUCGUCCCGUGUGUGCCGGUGUCAUGUGGUUCAUCACGCUAGUGUACGCCAUACUGAAGUGCAUGGGCAACAUCCCCAACUUCGACAAAGUGUUCACAGUCAUGAUCCUGGCCACGUUUGCGUUAAUGCUCUUCUGCAACAUCUCCAUCCUGUGGGUGCUGAGCCAAUCCGUUCCAGGAAUGGAUGACAUGCACCCGGUCAGGAAAAGAGCUUUCAAGACGAUGCUCAUUAUUUUAGCCAUCAUAGUUUUUAACUACUUACCUCCCGUAGCUCUCUUCCCAUUUCAGCGCUAUUUCUCUCCUGAUGUGUUUAAAUGUUAUAUCCAUUACAUAGCUUUCGGCUUCACAGACAUCAGCAGCAGCAUUCAGCCUGUCCUGUACCUGUCCAAUAAGAAGCUGCAAUGUCCAGUGUGGUGCUGUGAGUGUUGCUGCAAUAAAGGCACAGAGACUGGAAGAAAACCUGAGUCAUCCAAGGUGUACAUUAUUAAUGCAUAG